Microsporum canis CBS 113480 is the source of this 1662-nucleotide messenger RNA. RefSeq lists its product as hypothetical. NCBI's taxonomy places the organism in Eukaryota, Fungi, Ascomycota, Eurotiomycetes, Onygenales, Arthrodermataceae. Gene Ontology annotation, cellular component: mitochondrion. The record is from RefSeq and is a predicted model, not a curated record. The transcript is spliced from 4 exons. The coding region runs from base 1 to 1662 and encodes 553 amino acids.
AUGGAGGGUAGUUCGAUCUUCUCCUUCCUCAGACGACCGGACCCAAAACAUUUCUUUAGUCGGCCUGCGUCAACUUUUUCGAAAUCCUCGAUGCCCUUCCAGAGCCCCUACGUUUUUACCAGAAAAAUUUCCCAAGAAAGAAUGCUGGGAGAAAAACCACCGGAGUCAAUGUUUGCGUACACGGCUGGUCGGUGGUUGCAUCUUGACAAACUGCAACGCGAUGCCCGGUUUGUCAAAUUUAACUACGACCGCUUGUGUGAAAAAGUACUUUCACUCUGUCCCUCUGCUGCUUCUAUCAGAAGCUUUCAGAAGCUAGAGGGUGGGUUCAGCAAAGCAUUCAUCCUCGAAACAGAUAGUGGCAGGAAAUUAGUUGUCAAAUUCCCUACCUCUGUUGCUGGAUCAGCCAAGCAUAUAACAAACUCCGAGGUUGCAACGAUUACUUACCUGCAACAAAACACAAAAAUCCCGAUCCCAGACAUCUUAGACUGGAGUGAUGACCCUGCCAAUCCAAUUGGCUCAGCCUACAUCAUUAUGGAACAUGCCGGUGGUAUCCUACUUCAAGAGGCAUGGGCAAACAUACCAUCAGAUAAGAAGGUAAAGUGUAUCGGAGCAAUAUGCACAAGUAUUCUCCCAAUAACUAAACUUGAUUUCUCAGCCUAUGGUAGCCUUUACUUUGCCAAUGCUUCAUUUCUUGACAAGUCUAAACAAAAAUUAAGUAGCAAUGAUGAAUAUUGCAUCGGACCUCAUUGCAGGAGUAGCACCUACUGGAAUAACAAUGUUGGGCACGACCUCCCCUCAUACGCCUCUGCUUUAAUCGACUCUGGAUUUGCACGGUUGCCACCUGCCAACCAGCCUCUUUCCCUCCAACAGCAGGCCUCAUACCAAGGUUCCAUUGACCGACACGUGGAGCUUCUCAAAACAGCCCAAGAUGUUUUCCCCCAUCUUGUACAACAUCCAGAGAUCCAAGCUAAUUCAUCACCUACCCUGUUCCACCCAGACCUUCACAAGAGGAAUAUUUUUGUCUCCCAAGAUGAUCCUACAAUUGUCACUGGGAUCAUCGACUGGCAAGGCGCAAGUAUUGAGCCAGCGUUCUAUUAUGCAGAUGAGAUACCCGAUUUUGCCAAAAUUCCUGCUGAAGGGUUACCAGACUCGGCAGAAGAGUCUCUUUGCUACCAGGCAUAUGAGGUAGGGUUAGCCUUGCUAGCACCUCGUCUCGGGGCAACCAGGAAGAUUGACGAGACGCUCCUCCGGCCAUUCCGUUAUUGUCAUCGCACAUGGCGGGACGGGUUUACCCCAUUUACUCACGAACUGAUGAGGUUAAAGGACUCAUGGGGAAAGCUUGGCUUUCAGAGAGAUUGUCCCAUUCCAACCAUGGGUGCAGAAGAGAAGAGCUUCUAUGAAGAACAACUUGGUAUAUAUGAUGGAAUGUUGGAGUUUAGACGAGAUAUGAUUGAGAUAUUGGGGAUUGAGGAAGACGGUUGGGUGUCUGCAGAGCGCUGGGAGGAGGUAAAGAAAGCACACCAAGGUUUCAAUGAGACUCUUAUGGAUCGAAUGGAAAAUGAUGAGAGUCGUCAGGAACUUCGAACCAUAUGGCCGUUUGAUCAAUGCCAGCCUCGGGCUCAGUUACACAGGGAAACAUUAAUACAUGAGGAGUAUAGGUGA